AUGUCGAACAGCCGAGACUCUACGAGGUCACCGACCCUUGAUUCCCAGGAAUUACCAGGGGCAUUCCCCGCAAUUGAUCAGCCAGAUCAAUUCAAACCAAUCAGCGCACAUUAUUCACUGUCGCAGGCUGUUCAUGCGCGCAAAUCAGAAUUCACUCGCCAGCACGAUAUCCGCAUCAAAGUCGGAAGCUGGAAUGUCGCGUCUAAACCGGGUACAGAGAAGGAUAUCGCCGGUUGGUUCGUGGGUGGCAAAGGCGUCUCCGAAUCGUUAGCGGGAAUGAAAAUUGACUCCAAUGUCCUGCCACAUUCUGAAGUAGUCGAUGGAUCUGGCGCUCAGGAAAAGAUUGAAUCUGUUGAACGGCAAGAGUGGCGCGCCACCAAAAAGGAACCUACCAUCCCUAAGAAUGAUCCCGGAUCAGUCCUGGCCGGAGACGAGAUAGGCCUUUACGCUGUAGGACUGCAAGAAAUUGUCGAUAUAUCAUCGGCGACAGAAGCGUUACGACCAUAUACAGAUUCUAGCGUUGCAAAAAAAUGGAAGGAGGCAAUGUCCGCUGCCCUGCCCGCAGGCUACACUCUGGUGGCUGAACAACAGCUGAUCGGGCUUCUGCUGCUCGUCUACGCCUCCCCCAAAAUUGCUCCUACGGUUGGCUCAGUUAGUACUACAAGUGUUGGAACCGGCUUGAUGGGAUAUAUGGGCAACAAAGGGGCCGUCACUGUUCGCAUAAUACUGGGCGAAACCACUCGCCUCGUAUUUAUCAAUUGCCAUUUGUCUGCAGGGGCGGAAAAGGGUAGCGUGGAAAGGCGGAACUGGGAUGUAUCUCAAAUCACAAGUCGAACCAAGUUUGAUCCUGUGACAGAUAGCACGGGCGUGACGCAAGACUUUGGCGAAGGGAUCGGCCAGGAGGAUUUUGCCUUUUGGUUUGGUGACCUCAAUUAUCGAAUCGAAGGUGUGCCAGCGGAGGAUGUUCGGAGACUCUUAAUGCUCCAUACGAGGAAUGAAUACGACAUUGGGAGCCAGGCAGAGCAAAAGAUUGAGAAACAGAUCGAAAAGGAACGGAAAAUUGCUGAGAAGCAUACUGAUACUCUAUGUCCGCCCGAGUUGUUGGACAGCAUGUCUGAUCCUACAUCUUUGCAAACAACCUUGGAUUCUCUCCUACCCCAUGAUGAACUUCAUCAGCAGCAGAAAGAGCGGAAGGCCUUUCAUGAUGGUUGGCAAGAGGGACCAAUCACAUUUCUUCCGACAUACAAGUACGACGUUGGAAGCGUAGGACUUUUUGACUCGAGCGAGAAGAGAAGAGGUCCCAGCUGGUGUGACCGUAUUCUUUAUCGUACACGCCGUGCGAAGCUAGAAUACGAAAAGAAGGUGGAGGAGGAGGAGGAAGCGAAGAAGAAGGACGAAGAAAUGAAGGCAAGAGGGCUUGAUAAAGUCGCUCAGAAUGAUGAGGAAGUUUUGUUUGAGUACAACCCAGACACCGAUGGUGCCCCAGAGGAGUACGAUGAGUACAAUGAAGAGGAAGAUGCUGCUGAUGAUGGAGAAACGGUCAUCACAAAAGAAGGUUUCGAAGACAAGAUACACCUCGAACAUUAUGUUACUCAUCAGCGUGUCCUGUCCUCAGACCAUAAGCCACUGGAUGCUGUCUUUGCGCUGACCUAUGAUGCCGUCGUGCCUGAGCUCAAGGCAAGAAUAACGCAAGAGGUAGCACGUGAGCUGGACAGGGCCGAGAAUGAAGGGCGGCCCUGUAUCACUGUCGUCUGUGAUCACCAUCUGGAUCAGGACAGCCCAAAGAAGAAGGAUAAUGAUAACUCACAGCCCUUUGAAGGCGUAGAUUUUGGCGACGUGCGAUAUGGUCAGACAAAGAUCCGGACCGUCACAAUUGCCAACACUGGUCGAGUACCAGCGACAUUUGGCUUUGUGGAUCGUCCUGUCGAGCCAGGAAAGCCGAGUUCGAUUUCGCCGCGAUGGCUGCGAGUGCAAUUUGAUCGGCCAAGCGAUAAAGACAACAGUAUUGAAAACGCCAUAAAGCAGUAUACCCUUGAGCCGGGAGACGUGGCAAAUGCAGUGCUUGAAUUGAAUGUCGAUCACAUUGACAUGGUUCGCGAAUUCAAUGAUGGCAAGCAGAGCAUUGAUGACGUGCUGGUACUACGAGUUAAGGACGGCCGAGAUCAUUUUCUAGCUAUUCGUGGCAACUGGCAGCAAUCGAGUUUCGCGAGGUCUCUCGACAAGUUGGUUCGGGUUCCGGAAGGUGGUAUCCGCAGACUGCAACAUCAGAAGCCCGAGGGUUCUGGCAGUAAAGCAGAUCGUGAACAAGGGGUAAAGUGGUCGGCUCCUAGGGAGUUGUUCCGGCUGACCGAAGCCAUAGAGGAGCUCACGGGCCGAACUCUAGCAGAAUGGGGCAUGACCGCGGAUGCACAGCAGCACCCUCCCUGGGAGAUGCAUCCGGGAUGGCCCUUUGCGCCCGAAAGCUGGACCCUUGCGCCCGGUACCUAUCGCGAAGGCCUAACCGUGGCUGCUCGUGAAGGUCUCGAUACGGACACGCCUUUUCAAUCAUUAUUUGAGCCAGAGGUAACGUCAAUCGAUCGGCUUGAGGCACUUUCGGAGACAUUGGUUGCCUUUCUUCAGAGUCUCAACGACGGCAUCAUUACAGAAAGCCUUUGGGGUGAGCUCGAGCGAGGCAUCUUGGCUCAGGAAAGGGCGAAGACGCCACAUAGUGGGGAGGAUGAACGGACUUGGGUAAUGGAUGUGCUGUCCGCAGCCCCAUCGCAUAGUAUUGCCUUUACUUUUCUCAUUCAUAUGCUCUCUUAUGUUGCCAACGAAGUUGCUCCAGUGCAGAAUCAACAAUCGGCAUCAGAAGCACGAGCGUCAAUGGAAAGCCAAGGGUCGCAGCGGUCACGUGCUCGGUCUCGAACUGUCAGCAGCCAGGACCCGGCAGUAAGUCGACGAAUGCAGGUCGAUGGCAAGUUUGCGGAAAUCAUGGCCGCCGCAAUGGUUCGAUUUCCUUCGACCUUUCGUGACAAAGAGCGCAAGGCCAGUCAAGACAGGGCACAGUACAUUUUACAAUUGUUCUUGUGGGAGAAAUGGGGACACGGCAACUAAGGGAGAGCGGUCUCAGGUUUACAAUGUCGACGAUGACGAUGACGAUGACGAUAUAACGAAACACAGGCGUUUGGCACCCUAGAUGGAUGCAUUUUUUGGUGUGUUGUAUAUAGAUACCCAAGACAGUUGAAAUCGAUAUAUCCUACCGUUGUUAUAUAUUGUGGAGCUGAGACUGGCGACC
Molecule: messenger RNA, 3274 nt
Organism: Xylona heveae TC161
Lineage: Eukaryota; Fungi; Ascomycota; Xylonomycetes; Xylonales; Xylonaceae
Product: DNase I-like protein
Exons: 2
Coding region: 1-3093 (1030 amino acids)
Biological process (GO): phosphatidylinositol dephosphorylation
Molecular function (GO): phosphatidylinositol-4,5-bisphosphate 5-phosphatase activity
Source: RefSeq, a predicted model, not a curated record